Bursaphelenchus okinawaensis is the source of this 1785-nucleotide messenger RNA. The record is from the annotation of a GenBank genome assembly. NCBI's taxonomy places the organism in Eukaryota, Metazoa, Nematoda, Chromadorea, Rhabditida, Aphelenchoididae.
AUGAAUAUUGAAGAAUUGUGUCCUGUUGAAGUGUCAACAGUAAGAAGGCUGUCUUGUUCACGGACUUUUGAAGGGAUUGGAAACAGAAUGUUUGUGAAUUCAAUAGAUUUUGACGACACAGGGUGCAUGAUGCUUGUUUCUGGAGAAGAUGAAAACCUGGUGGUUUAUGAUGUGUUGGCCGGCGGAAUGCAAUGCAUAGUCAGUUUUUUAUUUAUUUUAAAAGAUUUUAAAUUCUUUGAUUUUUAGGCAUUUUUAUUUGUGUUUAUAUGUUUUUGAAAAUAUAUUAUUUUGUUUUAAGACGGUUUUAUUUAAGGUACCUAGUAAGAAAUAUGGUUGCGCUCAUGCCAAGUAUCUGCACUCACAAGAACUUGCUUUGUAUGCAUCAACAAAAAAGGAUGGUAAGUAAAGCUUUCUUGUUGGUUUAAUGCUUUAGAUAUUAUUUUCCCAAGACUGGUCGCAAACCGCGUUCUAUUGUUAUCUGUAAUGUCUUACAUUUAAAUGGCAUAUAAAAAAUUUUGAACGAACUCUGAGCCUUCCACGUUUCUUUGUUAAUUGAACUAAAAAACUAUAUUUUAGAUAGCAUCAGGCUUCUUUCUUUGUAUGACACUCAUUACGUGCGGUACUUCCAAGGACAUUCAAAGCAGUAAUUUAUUAUUUUUUUAAAUUUUAGUUUCUUGUAGUUAUUUUAAGUUUUGCUUAUUUAAGUUAUAAGUUUAAGUUACUUCUAAAAUUACUUGUUGAACGCCCAAUUAAUAGCUUAUAACAGGAUAACUGGAAUCAGCGUUUCACCGGUAGAUGAUAUGUUCAUUACGUCUUCCAAAGAUAAAACUUUGAGGUUUUGGGAUGCAAAACAAGAAGCGUGUUGUGUAUGUUUUUUAUUAGUAUUUUUGAAUUUAGGUAACAGGUAGUAGCUAACAUUCGUUAUCUUAGAUCACAUCGUUGAAAGCAAUGUUAUUUUAAGUUGUUAAUGAAGCAUUUUUGUUGUGUGAAAGUUUCUAUUUUAGGGUAUAAUGCAAGUAAAUUCAAAUGCUACAGCUGCUUUUGAUCCUGAAGGUUUGGUUAUCGCUGUUGCAAUUGGGUCUGAUCAAAUCAGGAUGUACGACAAACGGGCGUAUGAAAAUGUAGGACUUCUUUUUAGUUUGAUUGUUUAAGACUAAAAUUUUCGGUCAAUUGGUCGGUUUAACAUAAAUUGCCAAAUAUUCAAUUUAAAAGGAAGAAGUUGAAAUUACAGGGCCCGUUCGUAUCUUUCGACCUCGGAAUUAUCAAAGACACAAAGUGGACAAACAUAAAAUUUUCUGAGGAUGGAAAGUCGAUUUUAGUGAUGACAUCAGGAAAUUAUCAUCGAUUAGUAGACGCGUUCAAUGGUGGUAUUACACAUUCUUUAACGGGACAUUCGAACGCUAAUGGAUUAGUUCUGAAUGCGUGUUUUUCUCCAGAUUCUCAGUUUGUGUUUUGCGGUUCAGACAAUGGAAAGGUCACCGUGUGGAGUCGGGAAGAUGGGACUCGUGUUCAUGAAUUAUCAACGGAUCCGAAUGAUCCUAUCUUGCACUGUGUUUAUAAUCCGGUGUAUCACGUGCUGGCCACAGCCGGUUCCAAUACUGUAAGUUUUCGAUGAAACUCAAAUUUGUAAUUAUUAGGUUGUUAAAAUAAUUUUGUGUCCCUAACCAAAAAAAAGUUUGUUUUGAGGGGCACACAAUUAUUUGAACGACAUGAUAUAUUGAUAAAUUUUAGAGGAACCCCUAAUUUUGAAGCAAUUUAUUUUAGAAAUUGUGGACUCUUUCAUAA